UACGCAUUGGCCGAAAUGAGGAAGGCUACAUGUGCUCAUUGUUUACAACCAUUUAUUUGUAAAAACAAAAGCUUGCGUAAUAUUCAUUCAUAGAAUUGGAUAUGUGCGUAAUGGUUUGAUUUUUGGAAAUAUAUAGGUUUGCCACGAUUAAAGAACUUCUACCUGUUCCUGUUCUUUGAAGCUUGGAAGUUACAAAAGAAAACAUGGAUUCUUUCUCUGAGAGAAAUCAUGACCCAUUACUCUUCCUCAACUCGGACAAGAGUGACUUGGAUGCCUUCCUAAUGAACACAAGUGCUGACAUGGCCCACAUGGCUGAGGAGCUACAUGCAAAUGUUUCUGAUGUUAAAAUGGAAAACAGUCUAGAUCUCGAUUCACUGGAAGCUAAUGGUCAGCUAGGUGACAUGACUUGGCUUCAUAAUUCAUCUCUGUCCACACUGGCCCAUCUGGACAAUGAAGAUACUUCUGAUGGUACCAUGAUCUCGGUUAAUCCACAGUCUGUCCUUCCUAUGCAGAUAAUCCAGAUAGAGAAAACCGAGAAUCUACUUUCCUCAGAAAGUGCUAACAGUGCAGCAAUGCGUCUACAUGCUAACUGUAGCAAUCUUAUGAAUUCCCCGGAGAAUCAAGCUCAGUCCUUGCAGCAGCAGCAACAAGCAUCGCAGCUAGCAUCUACACCCCAUGUUAUACACCAAGAACAUCCAACCAUUCGUAUCCUUUCAGUAGCCACACACGACAGUCCCCAAAAUUCACCAGGAAAAACACAAAAUUAUCUCAUUACCUCUUCUAGGAAUUCCCCUCUCAAGCAACAAACAUUUGUCCUGACUACUACAAAUGGUGCAUUGCCGACAGGCUUGACUAUUACAACGUCACACUCCCCUAAUCGCUCAAACUCAGGAGUACAGCAGUAUGUUUUAUCCUCACCACAAAAACUACAUGCCAUCACUACAGAUAAAUGUGGACGUGUCUUGCUGAAAUCUGGGAAUAAUCUUCUUUCUCCAUCACAGGCUUCGCCUGUUUUGUUAGGUAGAUUACAGACAGGUGUUCAACCACAGCAACUGUUCCAGAAUGUUCAUGUCUCUAGUAUGUCUUCCUCUAAUGGGAACCAUUCGGAUACAGCCACUGUCACAUCGACAACCAACUGUGAAGAAAGGACUUACCCAAAGCCAGUUUUUUCCUACAGCUGUCUGAUUGCUCUUGCUUUGAAGAACAGUAAGAAUGGCAGUCUACCAGUCAGUGAGAUUUACAAUUUUAUGUGUGAGAAUUUUCCUUAUUUUAAAACUGCUCCUGACGGUUGGAAGAAUUCAGUUAGACAUAAUCUUUCAUUGAAUAAAUGUUUUGCCAAAGUGGACAACCCAAAGUUAAGUCAAGGAGCUAAAAAAGGUUGUUUAUGGGCCCUCAAUCCAGCAAAAAUUUCAAAGAUGGAAGAUGAAAUUUCAAAGUGGGGCAAGAAAGACCCUGCAGGAUUACUAAGUAGUAUGGCAUAUCCAGAGAAUUUAGAGGCUAUCGAGAAAGGCCAGGCCGGACUUCAUUAUUCAAAGAAAAAGUCUCCAGAUUCCUCCCCGUGUACUCCAUUAAGAGCCGAAGCCACGCCCACAAAAGCAGAGUAUUCUCCAUUAGUUAAGACUGAGUACUCACAAAUCAAGAUAGAAAAAUACCACCCAAAUAUCCGAAUAGAAAAAUCAGAACCGCAGACACCAACCAAGGCGGAGUACUCCCCAUCUGUCCAGAGAGACUUCACCCCCAUGAGGCAUGACUACCUUUCUUCUCCUAUACCCAAGGUCCAGCAUCAGAUGAAGAUGGAUAGCUCAGACAUGUAUUUAGAUGGCUCUUUAGCGUUUAACAGUGAUACCCUUACAGAUCUUGUUUUGCAAAAUUCAGCAUGGGAUGAUGACUAUGAAAGCAACUUAGAUAUUGAUCUCAUCUGUGAUUCACCCUCCUCACACUCCCACCUGUCAACACAUUCACCAUUGACGAUUCGGGCAUCCCCAAGUCUACAUUCGCACAGUACAGAUUUCUUUAACAGUCCAUCCGUCCAUCCGUUGUACAACAACAUAAUCAACAGUAGCCCAGUCCAGCUACAAAACCCGUCCCCCGUGACUGUCCGGGCCAACCUAUUUGGGGUCACCACACCUACACGGAGAACACUUUACACUUAAUUUGUUUUCAACAGUUGGAUAGAAAAAUGAAAUACACUCACAGUGAGGUAACAUUACCAGUAUUUCUUUAUCAUAUGGACUUAAAAACAUUUUUUUUUCAAACAUAUCAGCUUUAAAUACAUUUUUCAAGGAAGAAGUUAGUUUUUUUGUACUUGUACAUUUAUCAAAAACAUAUCUUGAUUACACUAGUAGCAGAAAUGAAUACAUUUUUGUUUUUGAUAGAAUGAAUGCAUGUCUAAUAUUAGGUAACAAUUAUUUUGAGAAAACAUUCCACUAAAAAAAUUGCGGAGUAAAAAAAAAUGCUUGAUAAGGUAUGUCUAUUAGUGAUUGUAAAUUAUUGGGAUGUAUUCAGAGUGCCUUGCUUGUGUCAGUUUUUUAUUUCUGUUAUGAUCCUUCUGACAGAUGAGUUGAUAAAUAUGUACACAAGUAAUUAAAUCCUGAAAGUUUCCUUUUUUCACGUCUUCAUGCUUGAAUUGUACAUAUCAUACAGGCGCAAAAUUAAUAGCUUACAAAGUUGCAAUUCUUUUCUUUGAUUCUGGUGAUUAUAAAAAAUAUGUGGUCCCUGAUCUUGUUUUUAGUAAGGGCAAAAUUAGAUAAAAGCCAUAUACAUUUUUUAUGAGACCAAAAACAAUAUAGAAUGAAGUAAUUAUUUUAAAAAUAAUGAUAGAUAACAAUAAAAUCGUAGAUAACCUGUGUAUGGAAAUUAAAAUUUUAUUUUUGCACUCAUCUGGCUAUUAAAUUUUAAUGUCUGUUUCAAUAAGUACUCACUGCAGUUUGAUGGAUCUACUAGUAAAUAUUUAAUGAGUAUUAGGAAUAGAUGUUUUAAUUGAUUAGUAUUGUACAAAAAAAUAAACGACAGAUAUAUUUUUAGGGAAAGGCUUAUAACUUCUAUGAAUUUACUGUUCUGGUUUCUGUAAAUAAUUUUUUCAUCAACCUGCAAUGAGUUAGUGGUUGACUUAAACUAUAACCUUCUAUGGCAGCUACUUUUUUUUAUACCUUGGAAAUAUUUGAUCUUUGUUCAUAAAAUUUCAUUUCAAUUGUACAUGAAAUCAUCCAUGGUGAUUUUUUAUCAAAAAACUAAUAGCUGUAUACCACAAGACAAUCACAAAAUUGUUCUUCUAACGCAUUUCUCUUUAUUGUACAUACAAAACUUGAACUUUCCACUGUGGUUUAGGGUCAUCAUUUACAACUGUAAAUAUUCCACUCAGUGUAUAUACGCUAGUGCCAAAUUCUGUCUAUCCAGUUAAAGUUUUAAAAGAAAAAAAAAACUGCUUUUGCUUUAAAAAAACUUCUGCAGAUGAUAGCAGGCUGUGUAACCAUCUAGCUAGAGAGGAGAUGUAUUAUUUUAAACAGAUUUUUUAGAAUACCAGGUUUAAGUUUUUAUAUGUUUGAAGUUGUAGAUAUGUAAAAGUUUGUUUUUAAAAAAAGUCAUUUUUGUCUAUCAUAAAUUCUUACUUUAUGCCUAUUUUUAAAAAACUGUUAAAAAACAUGGUGUCUGCUUGAUUUGAUUAGAGCUUCCUCUCCCUGUUUAUAAUUCAUAUUUUCUCAGAAUGUUUUUACACAAACUGUUUUUGUACAUUGUUCAAUCAUUCUUGUAAAUAGUUACAAUUAGCAGUUUAAGUUUCAUUGAACAGUUGAUAGUUAUUGGUAAUUUAAAAAAGAAUCGUUAGUUCUAACUUAUAUCCAUAAUGCCAUAUGUGUUCAUAAGCUUAUUUAUUCUUUUAAUUACCAAUUACUACAAUUUAUUAAAUGGAGAGAAAUAACUUUAAUUACAUUUUUUAAUACUAAUUUUUAAAUUAAAAAUGAAACUAUUGUUAUAUACUGUUGUGAAGACAUUGUGGUCUAGAUUUUUUUGUUAUUGUUCCAUUUGCAUGUGAUUUUCAAGUUUUGUUACAAAUCCACAAUUUUUAUUGUUAAGCUGUAAUUUUUAAUAGCAAGAGUGAGUUUGACAAUUGAAGACUUAUUUUCUGUAUCUUGACUUGGUUUAGUAAAAAGAACAACGCACAGUUAGAAUUUGACAGCUAAAGUAUGUAAAGGUGUUGAUUGAUCAGUCCAGUGGUCACCUCUACCUCAUAUACUAUCAUGUGCUAACGUGCUCAGCAUAUUGACCUAAACCAAAGGCGGUUUCAUCCUUUACUUGACCAUUCCUUGAUUGUGUACAACAACUGUCCCAUGUGUGUCCAAGUAUAGAUUCACAAGCGUACAUUUACAAAACUUGUCUAAUAGAUUAGUUAACUGUAUGAAUGAACUUUUAUUGUAACAAAAUUAUACAACUGUUGUCAAAGUUUUGUUACGCCGUUCAGGUGCUCAAAUCAUGUCAGGCAGCUGAGCUGCCGUUUUAAAACCCAAUUAUGUUUUAAAUGAAGUAUUUUUUUUAUUAUAAUGAAUGUUAAUGUUGUUAAUGUAAAAUCUUUUGAUAAAUUGAAUUAAAAAAUUCAAACUUAA
Physella acuta is the source of this 4598-nucleotide messenger RNA. RefSeq names its product forkhead box protein N4. NCBI's taxonomy places the organism in Eukaryota, Metazoa, Mollusca, Gastropoda, Physidae. Gene Ontology annotation, biological process: regulation of transcription by RNA polymerase II. The record is from RefSeq and is a predicted model, not a curated record. Gene Ontology annotation, molecular function: DNA-binding transcription factor activity, RNA polymerase II-specific; transcription cis-regulatory region binding.